GGUAGACCGCCAAAAUCUGAAUUCAAAUUUGAACCCCCAUUUCAACUUUCUCUUUUCGGACAUCCAAAGCAAAGCUAGAGGGAGUCGCAGUACUUGGAUUUCCAUAAAACUGAUGCAGAGAUGGAAGGAAGGAGACAGGAGCUGAAACCUUGUCCUUCGCCAUCACCUUCGGCCUUCAAAACCCCAAGGCCUCCUUUACGCACCUUCAACUUCCAAUCUUCUCCUCAAUUCUUCACUCCCUCCCAAGUCACACCCGCUUCAUUUGCUCGCGCCGGGCGCCGCGCGUCUAAGAGUUUCGUCGCUAAGACAACAGCAGCGCGGAAGCUGAAAAUUUUUGAACUCGAACAGUCCAAAUCAGCACGGAAAGCUUUGACCAGCAAGGAAAAAUCCCUCAAAUCAUUAGCAAAGUCGCUUGGAGUUUGGUUGAACUUCCUGUUUGAGAAUGCUAGGUCUUGUGGCUGUGACGUAUCAAGGUUCACCGAAGGGCUUGAGUGUUUUGGUGAGCGUGAGGCCGAGGUCGUGCUUAAUGGUAAGAGAGAGAGUAGAGCUGUGUGCAUGGUUGGGGAUGGUGAACCGUGGAGGGAUCCCAAGAGGCAGAGAAACAUAUUUCGGAAGGAUAUUGGAAACGAGGAAAUAGGGGGGUUUCAGAAUUCCAUGUUCGCUGAGUUGAAAGCUUCUUUGCUUGAUGUUUGCAGUUUUGAUGAUUUGAAGGAUAGGAUGAGGAAUUACUUAAGCUUGGGAAGUUGUAAGGAAAUAUUCUCUAUCAUGACUCAAGUAGUCAAGAAUAUUGAUGAAGGAAGAUUCAAAAUGAAGGCUCAUUGUCCCAUUGUUACUGAUGUUGGACUGAAAGAGAAAGCCAUAAAAACUCUCAUGUGUUAUAACCCCAUUUGGCUUCGGAUUGGGUUGUAUAUAAUAUUGGGUGGUGAGUCCUUGUUACCAAAUGAAGAUACCAAUUAUGAGGAAGAAGUUGCAUUCUUGAGGUUGCUGAUUGAGAAGCAGUUUCUCUCACAUGCCGAUUUAGCGAAAACCUAUGCCUAUAACAAAUUGGUCGAGGGCUUAUUCAGGCCAGGCUACUAUGAGAAGUUGGGGAAUGUCAUUUUGAAGAGAUUUGUAUUGCUUGUUCUUGCACUUGACAAAAUCAAAUGUCAAAGCAGUCUUCCUUGUAAAUAUGGUAUUGAUGGUUUAGAUGGGGGAUCCCCUUUGUUGUUCUCUUCACAAUCACAUGCUAAAUCUAGCAAUCAACUUAUAAAUGAGUUCUUAUCUUCGGAUGUGAUGCAUGGCGAGGGUAACCUUCUUUCGCAUCUAGUCAUUAUGGGGUUUAAAGUGGCUUAUCAUCAGAAUCCUCUUGUUGAGUAUCAAUUCAAGGUGGUAGAUGUAUUUGAAGAUCUUCACGAUGGUGUUCAACUUAGUAGAGCUGUUCAGCUGUUGCAGCAUGAUCCCUCUAUCUUAAUGAAAAUAGUGGUUCCAGCAGACACCCGCAAAAAAUGUUUGAGUAACUGUAGUGCAGUGCUGCAGUGUGUGGAACAGGCUGGAGUACCAUUACUAGAUGAAGAUGGUACUACUAUAAGUGCAGAAGAUAUUGUUAAUGAAGAUAAGGAACUCAUCCUUUCCCUUCUAUGGAACAUGUUUGUGCACCUACAGUUGCCACUUCUAAUCAACAAGACACUUCUGGCUGAGGAGAUUCGUAAAAUACGAGGAGUUGAGGGGCAAUACUCAAGUGGUCAUACACAUUUGGACAUGCUUCUGUGCUGGAUCCAGGCAGUUUGCGAGAGUUAUGAUCUUAAGGUUGAGGCUUUUUCUUCAUUGAUUGAUGGAAAAGCUAUGUGGUGCUUGCUCGAUUUUUACUUCCGGAAGGAACUACGUUGUUCUUGUUCAUUUAAGGCAUGUAGUGAAGCAGACAAAGUUUCCAUAGUAUCUCCAAGUGAUUAUACAGAUGCAGUACACAAUUUUGUCUUAUCCCAAAAGUUGCCAUCCCUGUUGGGGAAGUUUCCCGAGGUCUUACAAGUCAGUGACAUUCUUGAAAGUAAUGGUGCCUGCAAUGACAGAAGUGUGAUCAUACUCUUGGCAUUUCUCUCAUUUCAACUGCUUGUUAGAAGAAACAUGGACCAACUGAAUUUUCAUAAGUUAUUGGGAUUUAAUUGUCAAAACCCUAAAAGCAGACAGUCAAGCAAACACCAAUGGUUUUUGAAUCUGGUAGCAGAUAUGAAGCAUGAAGAAAGAAUCCACGCUUCUGAAGAUGCUACCAGAAACUUCAAGGUGGUAAUGUCCUGGUGGAAAGAUAUGGCUCUACGUAACAAUAAGUGUGAUCUGGAGCGAGUAACCCAGAGACAUCGAGAGUUACUGACCUGCAAAAAAGCCAGUAUCAGCAAAAAGGAAAAUGCAGCAAAAGUAAUCCAGUCUCAUUUCAGACAGUCAGUUGAGCAACAUCGGUAUAUGAUGUUGAAGAGGACUGCGUCUUUCUUGCAAGCUGUAAUACGAAGUUGGUUGACACUGAGGAAGAAAUCGCUAAUUCGGAGGCCUGAUCAACAAGAAGCUCAGGGACCUUCAAAUAGAAGUGAGGUUAUUGGCCCUGAUAGCAUGAAGUCAAAAAAGCCUGUAGAAACCAUUCACGAUUUCUCUGCUUCUCACCUUAUCAAUGCUUGCAUUGUCAUUCAGAAGUACUUCCGUGGAAGGAUAGCACGGUCUAUGUUUGCAAACAUGGUCUAUCAAGGAAAAGCAGCAGCAACUAUACAAUGUGCUUGGAAAAUAUACAGAAACCAAAUAUUGUCUCUCGAGACUAGACAUUAUGCAGCAUUGAAAAUUCAAACUCACUUGCGUGGUUGGUUAAUGAGGAAGGCAUUCAUUAAUAAGAAACAAUCAGCAACAGAAGUCCAGCGUGUUAUACGUUCUAGGAUAUGUUUGAGGAAUUUAAAGCGCUACAGAUAUGAAGUUAAGUCAGUGAUCACUAUUCAGACAUAUGUUCGUGGGUGGAUAGCUCGUAGAAAGUAUAAUAGGUGUAAACAUCUUAUAAUUAACUUUCAGAGUCACUGCCGUGGAUGGAUAAAAAGGAAAGAACUCUCAUUACAGAAGGAGGCUGCUAUAAGGAUCCAAAGUGCUGCCCGUCGCCUGACACAGUACAAGGCAUUCCUUUCCCAGAGACAUGCUGCCACUAUAAUGCAAUGCCUUGUCCGAGGAGAAAUCACUAGAAAGAGGCUUCUAGGUGCCUCACGCUAUCGCAGGGCUUCAAGUAGCACUAAACUAUCUGAAUUGACAAUAUUUUUGCAAUCAGUGACAAAGCUGCAAGAGUUGUGGAGGGCUGUUUUAUUACAUAGACAAAGACAAAAGUCAGCAGUUGUUAUCCAAUCACAUAUUCGGGGAUGGAUUGCCAAGAAGAGGGCUUCAUGGAAAAGACACAUGAUUGUUGUGAUCCAAUCAUACUUUAAAGCUUAUCUCGUGAGGAAAAAACUGAAAGGAAAGCUUCUUGAUUUGCGUCUGAGGGUGCAAAAGUCUGCUAUGAAUGUUGAUGAUGGCAUGCGUAUAAUUAACAGGCUUUUGGUUGCAUUAUCAGAACUUCUGAAUAUGAAGAGUGUAAGUGGCAUUCUCCACACUUGUGCAACAUUAGACAUGGCCACAAAGCAUUCACAGAAGUGUUGUGAAGAACUUGUUGCCGCGGGAGCUGUUGAUAUUUUGGUAAAGGAGAUCCGUUCAGUCAGCCGUAGCAUUCCCGAUCAGGAAGUCCUGAAGCAUGUGCUCUCCACCCUCAGAAACCUUACCCGAUAUCCACAUUUGACUGAAGUGUUAAUCACUGCCCAUGGCUGCAUUGAAACUGUAUUCUUGGAGUUCUUAAGAAACAAAGAGGAGGGGUAUUUCAUUGCUGCUGAGCUUUUGAAGAAACUACUCCAACAACAAAAUGGAAUGAAAGCUGUUCUCAAGUUACCAGCUAUUGUAAAGAGGCUACACAAUCAUGUGGAACAGCUGUCUCGGAAAGCAUUAAACAAUAGAAGGACUAGACAAGCUGUUGGAAUCAGAGAGAAGGAUGAUAGAAGAUUAAGAGAGGCUUCGGAGAUUUUGGAAUUGAUUAAAACAUCUAACUAAAACUGAACUUUUAAUAGAAAUUGCUCUAAAUAGGAGCAAAAACGUUUUAAAAUUCCGAGAUAGAGUAUCAUGUUUUUUAUUCCGUGAAUAUGAGUAAUCUGCCAAGUUCGGAGAAAAAUGCCAUGUUUUAAAACCUAGUAAUGCCAAACUUGGCGGAAAUUUACUCCUAUUCAAGGAAUAAAAAACAUGAUACCCCUAUUUUGGAAUUUCAAAACUUUUUUACUUCUAUUUAGGGAAUUCUCUCAACUUUUAAAUGUUUCUUAAGCUAAUUUAUUUGUUUUUACCCCUUUUAGUUGUGGUAAGUUAUUAUUGUAAUAUAUGAUCUCUGGCUCGAGUCCUCAUGCUAAUUAAUUGGUGUGCACAUUUCAGAUUUUCAGUUGAUAUUGUGAAUUUUAUUUUCCG
This is a messenger RNA of Cuscuta europaea, 4476 nucleotides long. Lineage: Eukaryota; Viridiplantae; Streptophyta; Magnoliopsida; Solanales; Convolvulaceae. The record is from the annotation of a GenBank genome assembly.